Messenger RNA from Drosophila grimshawi, 1773 nucleotides. Its product is annotated as beta-1,3-glucosyltransferase. Gene Ontology annotation, molecular function: acetylglucosaminyltransferase activity. The record is from RefSeq and is a predicted model, not a curated record. Lineage: Eukaryota; Metazoa; Arthropoda; Insecta; Diptera; Drosophilidae. Bases 33 to 1772 code for a protein of 579 amino acids. The transcript is spliced from 6 exons. Gene Ontology annotation, cellular component: membrane.
AAAAAUAUGAAACAAUCAAUAAUAUUAAAAUAAUGCAGUUUAGUUUAAUGUUACUGCUACUUUUAUUGUGCCUGGGACGUGUGAGUAAUGCUGGCGAAGUAUUGUUGCUCAUCUCGUGUCCACAACAAAGCUAUAAAAAUUGUCGGGCACUGCGUGAAAAUCUUCGCACACAACAACAACUAUCGAACUCUAUCCCAGCGGAUUAUGAUUAUAUUAUUAAGGUGCACAUAAUGCAUGAACUAUUCAAUUACUGGACGCUGCUGGACGCGUUGCCGUAUUUGCAAAGCAAGACACGUUUGCUAAACACAAACACCGAUUGGAUUAUUUGGUGUCAGCACAACACGCACGUGUCUUCGCUGCGUGCCCUGCUCGACCAGCUACAUCGCCUUGAUGCGCAAGAGUUGGCUUAUUAUGGACACGCCUUGUACGAUGCCGAGGCGACCAUUGUGCAUCAUUUUGCAAAUUACAAGGAUCCAACAUGGUUUCCAUAUCCCAUGCUAAGUGCAGGCGUUGUUUUCACAGGUGCUCUGCUGCGCAGCCUAGUCGAACUUGUUGCUGCUAAUGCCCCGAACGCCACAAGGCACAGCGAAUUCGCCAUUGACGCGGCCCAUGAGCUGGCCCGAUUCAUUUUCGAUAAUUUAGCACCUGACGUGACAAACGAUGAUGAUGCCAACGGCAGCAGUUACAGUAAAAACAUCCACAACGACAAAGAAGACGACGGCUCCGACGACAUGUUGCAGCGCAAAAUAAUUUUGAAAAGUGCUGACUACAUUUGUCCCUGGACGAACAUGUCGCCAGCCGGGUCGCUGGCAUCCCCAGAGACAGGCGCGAGACCAACUACAGCUACAACUACAACUACUACGACAAGAAAAGGCAUCCCCCAUGUGCCUGCUCUAGCGACUGCUGCGCCUGUGUCUUGUGUGUUGCAUGCAAAGCCGGAAGCGACUUCUGGGAAUGCCGUGCAUUGUGUGCACACAACCAGCGCACACAUCUAUUUUGCAAUCAAAACCUGUGCUAAAUUCCAUAAGGAGCGUAUACCAAUCAUCGAACGCACCUGGGCACCCGAUGCCAUGCGGCGCAAAUACUACAGCGAUGUGGCAGACGCCGGCAUACCAACAAUCAGCACUGGCCUACCCAAUGUACCAACAGGACAUUGUGCCAAAACAUUGGCAAUUUUGCAAUUAUCCCUCAAGGAUAUCAACAACCAGACGGACAUACGCUGGCUGAUGCUUGUCGAUGAUGAUACCCUGCUAAGCGUGCCCCGAUUGAGCGCCCUGCUGAGCUGCUACAACUAUACGGAGCACAUUUAUCUGGGCGAGCGAUAUGGCUAUCGGCUGUAUGCGCCGGAUGGCUUCAACUACCACACUGGCGGCGCUGGCAUUGUGGUCAGCGUGCCGCUUCUGCGGCUCAUCGUGGAACGCUGUAGUUGCCCGGUUGACAAUGCGCCGGACGACAUGAUACUUGGCUACUGUCUGCAGGCACUGGGCGUGCCGGCACUACAUGCGCCCAGUUUUCAUCAGGCACGCCCACAGGACUAUGCGAAGGAGUUGCUGCAGCUGAAUACGCCCAUUUCGUUUCACAAAUAUUGGCAUACCUCGCCGGAGCACACAUACAAGCGUUGGCUGAGCGAUGCGCUGGGCAAUGCCAGUGUGCGUCAUGUGGCUGGCAAGGAUCAGCCAGCUAUGCCGCUAGAGCUGAACGGGUCGGGUCUGCUGCAGUUUUCCAAUAUGGCAACUGGCUUGGAAGGCAACUCUAAGCACCUCGAUCUCUAAG